AUGGCAGUCGGUCCGCAACCAUCCGCGUGCCUGCGCUUUGUCCAGCGCAUCUGUCGCGGCUUCCAGACCGCGUCCGGCCACGAUGCGCUGACCAUCCCGCAGCUGCGCAUCCACCACGCCACGCCGGGCACCAUCCGCGGCACCUUCCAGAUCGGCGCACACAACCUCAACCGCCUCGGCACCCUGCACGGCGGCUGCAUCGCCACGCUCACAGACACGCUCGGCUCGCUUGCCAUCGCCUCCAAGGGCCUCUACUCCACCGGCGUCAGCACCGACAUCAACACGACCUACGUCAAAGCCGCCGGCACAAAGGGCGAUACCAUCAACGUCGAGGGGACCGUGAUCAGUAUGGGCAAGACCCUGGCGUUUACCAGGAUGGAGCUCAGGCACCCUGUGACCGAUACAUUGCUGGCGUAUGGCUCGCAUACCAAGUUUAUCGGCAGGGCUAUGGGGCAUGCGGAGAACGUGAAGUUUGACGAGCAUGGGGAGACGGUGAUUGCUGGCAAACAGCCGGCCGAGUGGUCCGAGGAGUCCAAGAUGUAG
Sporisorium graminicola is the source of this 543-nucleotide messenger RNA. RefSeq lists its product as uncharacterized. The transcript has a single exon. The coding region runs from base 1 to 543 and encodes 180 amino acids. Lineage: Eukaryota; Fungi; Basidiomycota; Ustilaginomycetes; Ustilaginales; Ustilaginaceae. The record is from RefSeq and is a predicted model, not a curated record. Gene Ontology annotation, molecular function: fatty acyl-CoA hydrolase activity.